UCCUUUGUUUCAAAUGCCUUCAUAGGAUUUUUUUUUCAUAGGAUUGAAAUCCUCCAAAAUUCCUUCAUUUUUCCUACAAAUCAAAGGAGCUAUGUGUAACUUGAAAUACCACCGGAAUACCAGCAGAUUCAAACAAUCGAGCUUCAACUGUACUUCCUUAAAAACGUAGUGAUCCGAGUAUGCAGUGACCCAAUUGGAGACAACCUGGUUGGGAUUGGGUAAUUCUUCCCCGAUCCCAACUGGGUUAACCGGAUCGUUCGAUCGAGAUUGUUCGGGUAAGGAAUUAAUCAGGGUCAGGAUAGCAUUUUGACAACCUGGCCGCCGUCCGCCAAUCCCGCAUAUGCGCUGGCCCCAGCCCGACAUUCCCCACUGGAAGCAAACGCCUCGAUUUGCCUGGGAGGCUGGGACACGGGAGGCAAGGCCGUUAUUCCGGCGGAUCGCUCGUGCACCAGAUGCAUCUGGGACCCACAGGGAUACGCCGGCGAAUCUACACGGACUGGAGUACACAGGCCAUCCAAUGGAGCGCGAGCGGCGCAUGUGCAUCGUCGCAGCACAGUCGUGGCUUGAGGAUUUUUGGAAGUUCAAAAAACACUUCACCGAUCAGGCGAUGCGGCGAACAGCCGAAGGUUGCUGAACACUCCUCUCCCCCUUCCUCUCCACGCCUCAAGUCACGGCUAUAUAACUAGCAAGCCAAACGAACAUAGCCGUAGGCCCGUAGCAUCACAAAUUCACAAUUCACACACAAAGCACACAGCGCCGCACGCCAAUGCCUCCUACCAUGCUUGCAUCGGUGCCGACGAGGCCGCGCUCCCAUCCCUUCCGCCGGCGGCGAGGCGCGGCGGCGGCGGCUCCUCCUCUGCUCCCUGAUCAGAUCGCGGCGGCGGCGGCGGCGGCAGCCAAGCGACCCGCGGAGUCGUCCACCUCGGCCUCCUCCUGCUUCCACAGCGAGGUCAUCUCCGCCACCUCCACCACCUGCCCCACCUCCCUCGCCGCAGCUCAGCGCCCGGAGAAGCGGCCUCGGUACCAGGAUGUGGACGAGGAGCAGCCCGCCGCCUCCGAGUGCUCCGAGAUCAUCGGUGGCGCGAGGCCGCGCGCCGCCGAGGUCGAGGUCUCCGAGUCGUCGUGCCUCGCCUCCGUCCUCGAGUCCUACCUCGCCUGCCCCGAGCAGCUCGCCAACGACGCCGAGACGACCGCCUACUCCUCAGCCCGCGAGGACCUCACGCUGUCGGAGACCGAGGAGGAGGAGGAGGAGGAGGAGGUGCGCAGUGGUCCCUGCAUCUGCACCGAUUGCUCGUUUAGCCCCCUUCAUGAGUCGUCCUCGUCGUCCGACGACGACAACGCCGUGCCCUCCCCCACCUUCUCCCUGUUCCUCGCCUUGGCGGAGCAGUUCGUCCCCUUCACGCAUCCCAAAACGCCCACCGCCACGGAUGUCGCUCUACAAGCGGGAGAGGGGAAGAGAUUUGAGGACUUGGACAAUGAGGUGAGCUACGAGCGGUUCCGGCGGCGCGAGCGGCGAGGGGUGGUAGCCCGCGACUACAUUGAGGUGUACUCCUCCAUGCUCGGCAGCUACGGCCGCGCCGUCGUGGAGCAGCGCGUUGUCAUGGUGAACUGGAUCAUGGAGCAUUCACAAGCGAUGAAGCUGCAGCCAGAGACCGUGUUCAUGGGGAUAGGGCUGAUGGACCGCUUCUUGACACGUGGAUAUGUAAAGGGCUCUAGGAACCUGCAGUUGCUGGGAAUCGCCUGCACCACCUUGGCAACCCGCAUUGAAGAGAAUCAACCCUAUAAUUGCAUCCUUCAAAAAGCUUUCAAAGUAGGGAUCAAUACUUACAGCCGAAGUGAGGUCGUCGCCAUGGAGUGGCUGGUUCAGGAGGUCCUUGACUUCCAGUGCUUUGUCACAACAACCCAUCAUUUCCUCUGGUUCUAUCUGAAGGCUGCGAAUGCAGAUGACAGAGUCGAGGACCUGGCGAAGUACUUGGCCUUGCUCUCACUUCUGGACCACAAACAUCUCUCCUUCUGGCCCUCCACUGUGGCAGCCGCAGUGGUAGCCCUUGCUUGCCUUGCCACAAACAAUGAGUCAUCAUGCCAUUUGGUUAUGGAGACUCACAUGAGAACGAAGAAUGAUGAUCUGCCUGAAUGCCUAAUGAGUCUCGAAUGGUUGACCAAUUAUGCUUCCUGAUUUGAACAAACCCAGGUGAUAUGCCGACCCAAUCUUCUGCCCAUUCCCAGAAACACAGUGUAGUACGUACAGAGUCGCUUAGGAGGAGGUGUAUAUAGUACACGUGCACUGUAGCUAAUUCUUCGUGCAUAGCAUUAGUUUGACAGCAGGGUAGAAAAGAGGGCAAAGAAGCCGGCUAAACGUGGUUGUGAUGGCACCAGACUUAUAGGGAGCAUCGCAACCACGAAAUUUUGCUACUACUGCCGGCUUCAGUGACUACGACUAACCUCCUGUUGUAAGCUGUCUUAAAAUCAGCCUUCGUUGUGUUAAGGGCAACCAAAGGUUGAGACUUUGUUGUUCUAAUCAAACAUCCUGUUUACAAAUUGCAACUGGUGCCAGAAUGAAAUUUGUUCUCCGGGUGGUAUUGCACUGCACGAGGUUCGAUUCUGUGACCCUGAAAGACGCAUACUCAGAUACUCUGAUGCUCAGGUUUCAGAUUCUGGGAUGAAUAAAAUGCUACUAGUAGUAUCAUCUUCUUCUGGAUCUGCAAACAGAUGUUCAGUUAGCUGAAGAUCCAGAGUACCACCUCGUUUGCUCAGGUACAUGUCAUCAAAACAUCUACUACUAAUCUCUAGUUUUAUUCUCUAGACUUCUCUAUUCCAAUCUAUCUCCAGGAUGCAACAGGAAGGGUCUGCAUCCAGGUGGGCUACCUGAAGUGGACGAAGCGGUCAUCUUCGUGCCGCUGCUCGAGUGGCCUAGUGGGGACCCCGGCUGCGCCCGAUGCCUCGGCCACUUUAAAAACUCGGAUCGCGAGAGUUCCUGCACGCCAUAAAAAUGAGGAAAACGAGGUGGGGAGGGCGUGGCUUCUUUUCUCUAUGAUGAAGUGCGUGGCAUUUGUUGAGCCAUCCUAAUCAGAGUGUUGUUCAUGCAUGUGCCCCGAAUGUUGGGGGCGUCUGCAGAAAGAAGGGAGGGCGUUCGCGUACACCCCCCUUUCAGCCCCACUUGCGCCCGCGCUCUCGUUGAGCCGUCUGCCUUUUGGGGUUCUAGAGUGAAUAGGGUCGGCACGUUAGCGGCGAGCCGGCGACGGGUAAUGUGGUGUGCCAACAACUUUCAGCUGCUGCUGAAGUGAAGAGCAGGUGGCGAUCAACCAGUCCCGGCACUGAACUACUGAACCUGAAGUGGUUACUCCAUUCAUCGACAGAGAUAUUUAAUUAUUUGUCACUUUUAGAUGUAAUAUUUUACCACAUAAACCUACAAAUCAUAAACAUAUAAGUGACAAAUUAUUUAACGCCACAUCGAAAAAUGGUAAAUGCUUA
Molecule: messenger RNA, 3471 nt
Organism: Oryza sativa Japonica Group (Japanese rice)
Lineage: Eukaryota; Viridiplantae; Streptophyta; Magnoliopsida; Poales; Poaceae
Source: RefSeq, a predicted model, not a curated record